This is a messenger RNA of Raphanus sativus (radish), 645 nucleotides long. RefSeq lists its product as uncharacterized. The transcript has a single exon. NCBI's taxonomy places the organism in Eukaryota, Viridiplantae, Streptophyta, Magnoliopsida, Brassicales, Brassicaceae. The coding region runs from base 1 to 645 and encodes 214 amino acids. The record is from RefSeq and is a predicted model, not a curated record.
AUGAAUUCCCUUAAACAGAUAUCAGAAUACUGCGUGAUUAAUGGGAUUUCGCAAGGCUUAGACAUUGAUCUCUUACCGUCACAGCCUCCGAGUCUUCGUCGGCAACAUCUCUGUUCUACUCCUCCGACGCUUCACAUGGCUGAAAAUCUCCAUUCAGCUAUUCAAGCUAUGUCCCUUCAUGAUGACGAUCCCAUUGAUCUGCCAGACGAUCCAUGCUCCAACGUCUUUGAUGGGAAUUCUCUGAGCAUCUUGGGAAGACUCUUAAAUCCAGCUCGUCAGCAAAUGGACAAGAUGAUAGAAGACAUGCCGAGAGUUUGGAGAGUUUAUGGCAGAGUGCGGGGUAUCGCACUAUCCGCUGAGAAGUUUCAGUUCAUAUUUCAACGCGAAGAAGACAUGAUCACAGUGUUGAAUGACCAUCCUUGGACUUAUUACCAGUGGACAAUGCUUCUUGACCGUUGGAUACCAUCUCCUCCUGCAAAUUUCUUGUCCUCUGUUGAUGUAUGGGUUCGCAUCUUUCACAUUCCGGUGAAUCAUUACAACAUUGAUACGAUGAACUUUCUGGCCAGCAAGAUUGGUCAUGUGCUGGAAAUAGCCUAUGAUCCGAAGGUUUCUCAGAAAGAACUCUACAUACGAGCUCAAGUUUAG